Messenger RNA from Gadus morhua (Atlantic cod), 6073 nucleotides. RefSeq names its product ArfGAP with SH3 domain, ankyrin repeat and PH domain 3 (gene asap3). The transcript is spliced from 26 exons. Gene Ontology annotation, cellular component: cytoplasm. Gene Ontology annotation, biological process: positive regulation of GTPase activity. Bases 280 to 3291 code for a protein of 1003 amino acids. Gene Ontology annotation, molecular function: protein binding; GTPase activator activity. The record is from RefSeq and is a predicted model, not a curated record. NCBI's taxonomy places the organism in Eukaryota, Metazoa, Chordata, Actinopteri, Gadiformes, Gadidae.
ACACACGCGCACAAGUUCACCGUAUACGCACACAUUCGCACAGGAACACCGAACCUCAGUCAGGACGAUUCGCCCAGUCAACUUUCCAGGCAUCACGCAUUACUACACACAGCUGCUGCAGAGGUGGAUAUCAGACACACAGAGUAUCUUCGCUGGCUGCUGAUUUCACGGGGGGAGAGCGGAGCGUGCUGUUUUUUUUUCUUCAAUCGGAAUAUGAGUGCAUGAAACUUUUAAGGAACUUUUCCACGCAGUAAGACCGUGCCAACGUAACGCCAAAAGAUGCCGGAGAGAAUAAGCAUUUCGGAUUUCGUCCAUCUGACAAAUGAGGAUUUGGCGUCGCCGGGGACAUCCACGUUUCAGUCCAAAAUGAGCGACUGUCGGAACACAGUUUCGGCUGUAGAGGAGUGCCUGGAGCUGGACCAGACAACUCUGCAGAGGAUGAAGAAGAUAAUCAAGGCUAUACACAGCUCUGGACUUGCCCACGUUGACAACAAGGAGCAGUACACAGAGGUCCUGGAGAACCUGGGGAACAGCCACUUGAUCCAGGACAACAACGAGGUAUCCACGGGCUUCCUGAACCUGGCCGUGUUCACCAGGGAGGUGACGGCACUCUUCAAGAACCUGGUGCAGAACCUCAACAACAUCAUGGCCUUCCCUCUGGAGAACGUCCUGAAGACAGAGACUAGGGAGGGAAGGCUGGAGCUGAAGAAACAGAUGGAGAAGAGUUGGAAGGAGUACGACACGAAGAUGGUGAAGCUGGAGAAGGAGAGGCGGGAGAAGGGAAGGCAGCCGGGGCUGAUCAGGACGGAGGGACCAGAAGGAGGAGAAGACAUGGAGAGGGAGAGGAGGGUCUUCCAGCUGCAGAUGUGUGAGUACCUUCUGAAGAUCCAAGAGCUGAAGGUCCGACAGGGCCCAGAUCUUCUCCAAAGCCUCAUAAAGUACUUCCAGGCUCAGCUCAGUUUCUUCCAGGAUGGGUUGAAAGCGGCAGAUAACCUAACUCCCUUCGUGGAGAAGCUGGCCACCUCGGUCCACGCGGUACGUCUGGAGCAGGACGAGGAGGUGCGGCAGCUGUCCCAACUCAGGGACUCUCUCAGACUACUGCUGCAGGUGGACGGCAAAGAGGAGUACAUGAACAGGAAGAACUCUGGCAACGGCUACAGCAUUCACCAACCGCAGGGCAACAAGAAGUACGGCACGGAGAAGUCUGGCUUCCUGCUGAAGAAGAGCGAUGGCAUCAGGAAGGUGUGGCAGAAGAGAAAGUGUGGGGUGAAAUACGGCUGCCUCACCAUCUCCCACAGCACGAUCAACCGCCCGCCCGCUAAGCUGAACCUGCUGACCUGCCAGGUGCGGGCCAACCCCGAGGAGAGGAGGACCUUUGACCUGGUCACCCGCAAUCGUACGUACCAUUUCCAGGCAGAUGACGAGGAGGAGUGUUUGAUCUGGGUGUCAGUGCUGCAGAACAGCAAGGAGGAGGCCCUGAACACGGCGCUGGGCGGAGACCAGCUCCACCUACAGGACAGCGGGCUCCAGGAGCUGUCCCGCGCCGUCAUCGCCGAGCUCCACCACCUGCCCGGCAACGACGUCUGCGCCGACUGCGGAGCCCCAGAGCCCACAUGGCUCUCCACCAACCUGGGCAUCCUGACGUGCAUCGAGUGCUCUGGGAUCCACCGGGAGCUGGGGGUCCACUACUCCAGGAUCCAGUCGCUCACGCUGGACGUGCUCAGCACCUCCGAGCUCCUGUUGGCCGUCAGUAUUGGCAACACACGUUUCAAUGACAUCAUGGAGGCGGGACUCCCCAAUGACUCUGUUAAGCCCCUCCCACAAAGUGACAUGAACGCCAGGAAGGAGUACAUCGUGGCGAAGUACGUGGACCGGCGCUACGUCGUACGGCGGGAGGACGGCCGCGAGCCCUGCCGGGCCUACGCCGCCGUCAGGGGCCGUGACAUCACUUCCCUUCUGCAGCUGUACGCCGAGGGGGAGGACCUGGCCAAGCCCCUCAGGCUACCCGACGGACACAAGGACACCAGAGAGACGGCUCUCCAUCAUGCCGUGCUUAUGGAGGAGAAGAGCUCGCUGGCACUGGUGGACUUCCUCAUUCAGAACAGCAACUGUCUGGAGAAGAGGACAGCAGAGGGCAACACGGCUCUGCACUACAGUGUCCUGCAUCACAAGCCUGAGUCUCUCAAACUGCUGCUGAAGGGGAAAGCUGCCCUGCACACAGCAAACACAUCCGGAGAGACGGCCUUGGAUAUCGCACAGAGGCUGCAGCAGACGCAAUCCAUCGAGCUGUUGGAGUUAGCCAAAAGUGGGAAGUUUAACUCCCAGAUCCACGUGGAGUUCAUCUGGGAGAUCGAUUCGUCUCAGGACAUCUACGACAGCGAGGACGACCUGGAUGACAGGGCGAGCCCCAGGUUAUCCCGGAUCCACCGCUCCUCCGCUCCCACGGGUGGCGCCGCGCCGUCGACCCGCUGGAGCGGCGUGAACGGGGGCAGCAGGCCGUGUCAGACCUACGAGAACGUGGACUACCAGUACAAGACCUCCAGCCCGAGCAGCAGCGCGCUCUCAGAGGUGUCCAUGCCCCCGCCGCUGCCCGUCAAAUCCAUCCAGAGAGGUCGCUCCGACCCCCAGCUCUCCUUCGCCCCCCCGGAGACGAGCCCCGGCCACAGCCCCAGACACUCGGUCUACCAGAACUCCCCGGCCAGAGCCAGCCCCCCCUCACCCGGCCACGACACCCAGGGGGGCCGCCCCCCCAGGUCUCCCCAGGGUCAGAGUGCGGUGCUGCGGGGCCACAGGCAGACCAUGUCCUGGGAGGGCCAGUCGCUGUCUCAGAACCACAUCGGCCCCGUCAGCUCUGAGAAGACCACCUCGUACCGCCGGACCAGCAGCGGGUCGGGGGGACAGGGGAAGUGUGUCGCCACGCCGACCAGCUGCCCCACCGCCAGUGAGGAGCUGUACUGCAGCCUGCUGGGCAACGGCGCCCCCCCGACCCCGCCCGCCCAGACGCCGAGCGCGGCCCCGCCCACCGCCCAGAACCCCCCCACGCUGGUCACCAUACCGCCACCACGGCAACGCAGGAACGCUAUGGUGUCUGGCAGCCGACCCCGGCAGAAGCGCGUCAAAGCCCUGGUGGACUGCCGGGCGGUGGGCUCGGAGCAGCUGGCCUUCUUCAAGGACGAGGUGAUCGUUGUCACGGCCACCGAGGACCCCCACUGGUGGGUCGGCCACAUCGACGGAGACUCGUCGAGAAGCGGCACCUUCCCCGUCAACUACGUGCACAAACACGGAGACUGAGGGGACCCCCCCCCGGGACCCCAGAUAUCUGCGCAUGAGCAAAUAGGAGAAGAACUGAAAGACCCCGGGAUGCUUCCUCAAAACGCCUGAAGCAGGAGAGUGUAAUUCCCCCCCCCCCCUCCCCCCCCGAAAAAAGAGAACUCCAACACGUAUGCGACAGGAUGCUGGAGUUGGCUGAGGUGCCAAUGCGCUUUUUCCACGAGGACGGAGAAACGAAGGCAACCCCAGAAACCGAGCUGGGCUUUGGCCGUAGCGGACAAUGAUCUACAGUCUUCUGCUGGCGACCCAGCCUGGGUUUGACCCAGGCACCUCUCUACCUUAAGCCAUUUUCCUAACGUGUUUCCUGGGCUCACACAUUGUACCUUUGUUUUACACUAGUAAAAAUACUAAUGGGCACCAGUGACGCGGUAUUUCCCCCCCCGUCACAUGGUAUUCAUCACAGAAAUAACCCGGGAUUUGGUAGAACGUCAUUUGAACCGAUGUUGACACAAGCGUGUUUGCGAGCGGUGGAGCAGAAACCAAAAAUCUACGACCUGCACAUAAAAUAAACUGUAAACUCGGGGGGGGGGGGGGGGGGGGGGGGGCGCCUUGGAGACGCUAACCUCAACGAGAGGCCGCGCAGAGGGGCGAAGGCACACCCUUUGCUGGGAAGUGACAGAGCGGCUGUAUCACCAUGCCCAACGGAAACCAGAGGACACAGCCAGAGCCAGACGACGCGGAGGACGACUCGGGUUCAUUCCCCUUGCCCAGUUCCUCCCGUCUCCUCCCCACCACCCUGCCCAGUGCCCAGGGACUGAGGAUAAGUGGUGCCUACCAGUCUGCCUGCCGGCAGAACGGCAGACCUCCGGACGAGUCUCCAGGUGAAACCUUAGCCCCCCCCAGGAGUCUAGCUUGAGUCCGGGCACACUGCCAGUGCGCAGUGUGGCGCUGGUCUGAUUGGAGGAUUGUCUGAAGGAUCUGGUUUCUCGAGGCCUCCUCCAGAGAGUAUCAGGAGAGAGUUGUGGAAGGAUCGUCGGCGUCUCUCCACUCUGUAGCACUUACAAAGGGCCGGGCAGCCAUAGACCCAGCAUGCCACACACAGCAAUGUGUUCAGUAAACUCUGUUUAGGUGGUACACUCUACAGUAUGUUCAUAACUAAUGCAAUCACAUUAAUCAGACCUAUUGGCACAAUUAUUCUUUGCUCUUAAUAUACAUAUGGUACUUAUUUACCCUGUCCUUUGAUACAUUUAUUUUUAUAUAUAUGUAGAUAUAAAAAGUGUUACGGUUAACAACAGCAUGCCUUUUGUACAUAGCACUGUUGUAUUAUAUAUUCCCUGUCUCUUAAAACAUUUAUUGUAAACACAAUCUUUUCUAUGAUUGAGGGAUGCUUGAUACGUCAAAGUACAAUGAAUUUGAGCUCCUGAUGUUUGUGAUUUCAUUUGCUGCUUAAAAUAUUUUUGCAGCAGGUCUUACCAUUUGUUGUUCAUGUUUCCAUAAUGUUUGUCAUGGUAUCGUUGUCCUUAAUGACAGUUCCAGAUGUGCUCUUUGUUUGCCCAUGUUUAAGGAUAUUUAAAGACAUAGAAAAAAUCAAAUUGAUAUUUGCAGGUCUUACUUGGGUGAAGUGCUAUAAAAUCAAUGUUGCAUGAAUCCAUUAGUGUAUAAUGUACAGAGGAAAUUCCUAUUGCCCUGGCUGGUGCCCCAAUGUGUCGUCCAAUUGCUGCAGAGAGCUAAUGGUUAGCUAAUGCCCUUUAAGUUCAAUGUGGGCAGGAGAUGUCUAAAUAAUUAAUUUAAUUUGAGAUAAUGUCUUGUACUAAAGACUGCCAUACACACUCCAGUAGUAGACAGAAAACGUUCUACUUGCUUGUGGGAGUACUAGAGGCACCAUACAGUAAUUUCGUCUGAUCUGAUAUUCUGAUGUAAAGUGUAACAAUGCAUGUUCUGUGACAUUCAAACCAAGCUGCUGCCAUUUUUUUUUUGCUAAAGCUUGCAGCCAUGGUUACAACCGCACCGAAUGUUCAAGGUUUAAACGCAGAAAGUGAUAUCAGAUAGCUGGACGCCGUAUCAUGUAGGAAGUCUGUAGUCUGUACUCUCAUUGUCUCAGAUUUCACUUCUUCCUUCCUCAAUCCUCCUGUCCAGCUUCUCGGCCUGCCAGUCUCUGUCCCCUUAGCUCCUCAUCCCCUCCUCUAAACCAUCUCUUUCCCUUUGUUCUUCCCCACUAGCCUCUGUCCCUCUCUGUGCCUUCUUCUCCCUGAUCCCAGCGUCCUGACGCCCAUUCCAGACGGUCACUUACGCAACAGACUGGAGGGCAAAUGGAUGGAGUGACUUUCUGGGCUCUCUGUGUAUUCAUUUGCAUCAAGACCAUUAUCCCCUCAUCCCUGCGCGUGGAGUUUCACAGUCUACUGCUGUAAGAGAUACCUUUUCAAACCAGUGGAUUUCCACGCAUCAGCUUUCAUUUUACAGCCCUUUACCGUACUUUACCGACUGUAUCAGCCCCAAUGCUAAACCCAGAAACCUGAGUUAAUAAGAGGAUUUGGGGGCCAUCCUUGUACAUUAUGCCGUGUGUGUUAUGUGUAAGUGUACACUUAAAUAGAUAUACAUGUAUGUAUUGCGUCAUUGACGGUGUAUUACAUAGACUCAGCUGUGCAGCGUUUUAAAAGGAUUAAUGCUUUAGCUCUGGGUUUUUAAGUGAGCAACAGUGAAUUCAUCAGCCUAAUGUAACUUUGCCACAAAUCCGUCCCUCAAUAAUGGAUACUUAAGCCAAGUCAAGUGGGAUUUAUUUGCAAUAAACCACAUCACCAGUGGA